Bactrocera oleae (olive fruit fly) is the source of this 1651-nucleotide messenger RNA. It is a transcript of the gene Diap2, whose product is annotated as Death-associated inhibitor of apoptosis 2. Gene Ontology annotation, biological process: regulation of cell cycle; positive regulation of protein ubiquitination; negative regulation of apoptotic process. Lineage: Eukaryota; Metazoa; Arthropoda; Insecta; Diptera; Tephritidae. Gene Ontology annotation, cellular component: cytoplasm; nucleus. Gene Ontology annotation, molecular function: cysteine-type endopeptidase inhibitor activity involved in apoptotic process; ubiquitin protein ligase activity. The record is from RefSeq and is a predicted model, not a curated record.
GAUUAUUUGUUUAUUUGUGUUAAUGCUUCUUUCGAUGAACAUAUAAUAUUGAAUUAAAUUUACAAAUUAUUAUUUACAUAGCAUUAAUUAAAAGUAAAUCUGACACCUUAAGUAGAAACUUAUAAAAAAUAUAUAUGUUUGUUAGCUGUGUAAAAGAAGUACUCGGUUGUUAUUUGAUUCAACAGUAAGUACAUCAUUACUACAAAGGAAUUCCACAUCACUACUCCGAAAAGUUGAUUUUAGGUUUAGAAAAGUAAAAUAUUUAUUAUUUGGCUUAAAAAUGGAAGAAUCUGUAGAGGAAAGUGAUUAUUUGGUGGAGUCAAAUCGCUUGGCUACAUUUAAGAAUUGGCCCAAUCCAAAUAUUUCACCGCAAUCACUGGCCAAAGCAGGUUUCUACUAUUUAAAUCGUUCGGAUCAAGUGAAAUGUGCAUGGUGCAAGGGUAUUAUAGCUAUGUGGGAGGAGCAAGACGAUGCAUUUGAGGAGCAUAAACGUUUCUUUCCCAACUGUCCACGCGUGCAAUUAGGUCCACUUAUAGAAAUGGCGAGCGAUGGCCUGCGUGAUUUAGGCAUACAACAAAUUUCUACACCGAAAAAGCCAAAAUUUUCCUCAUUGGAUUCACGACUUCGCACAUAUGUCAAUUGGCCCAUACCUGAUAUACAAAAACCCGAUGCGCUAGCCCAGGCCGGUCUCUACUAUCAAAAUGUGGAGGAUCAAGUGCGUUGUUUUCAUUGUAAUAUAGGUUUGCGUUCGUGGCAACGUGAAGAUGAUCCUUGGUUUGAGCAUGCAAAGUGGUUUCCUCAGUGCCAAUUCGUGCGCCUCGUUAAAGGUGCGAACUACAUACAGCAUGUACAGGAAUUGACGCGACAAUCCGGUCAUCAACCACACAACGAAAUGUCCAUUGAUGAAGCCAUGAUGACAGCACCCGUACUGCAAGCGCUCGAAAUCGGUAUUGAUGGUGGCUCAAUACGAAAUGCUACACAGCGGCAAUUAAUGGCUUGUGGACGACCUUAUGAAACAGUAGAAGAUUUAAUAAAAGCGGUAUUCGGUGAUCCGGAGGAUGCUGAACCAAUUGCAAAUGGCCAGUGUACGGAAGGGAUUAGUGCUUCAUUGGCGGGCGAUGUUUCACGUUUAAUAAAUAUGCUAGAUGAAGCCGGUGUGGGUGGUAAUUGUGUUGAAAAUCAUAAUAAUGCUAGCAGUAGUACGACAACGAUGAAUCCAAGUAAUGUUCAAAAUCAAAUAUAUGGUAAUGUGAUGAAUGGACCGAGUUGUUCGGCGGCGGUAACCAAUGCCUUGCAAACAAAAAACACUGGUGAUAACACAGAAAUAGCAGCUAAAGCAGAUAAAAUCGAUGAUGCGUGUACAAACAAAGUAGCUAGCGAACAAACGCUUAAUAGAACAUUAUCGCUGGAAGAAGAAAAUCGUAAAUUGAAGGAUGCGCGUCUAUGUAAAGUGUGUCUGGAUGAAGAAGUCGGUGUAGUGUUUUUGCCGUGUGGACAUUUAGUUACAUGCGUGCAAUGCGCACCCGGCGUUGGCCAGUGUCCCAUGUGUCGUGCCGAUAUUAAAGGUUUUGUACGCACUUACCUAUCGUAAAUAGCUGAAAAUGCUUCACUAUUUAUUUCCUCUCAAAAUGUGUUAUAUUAAUUUAUUAUA